AUGACACGACAAUGUGUGAUCAAGUUCAAGGUAGGAAACUACAAAGAUAAAGUUUGUUGUGAUGUCAUUCCUAUGCAAGCAUGCUAUUUGUUACUUGGUAUACCAUGGCAAUAUGACAAAGCUAACAAGCAUGAUUGGAGGUUGAAAAAGUACUCACUUGAGCAUGGUGGGAAGAAUUUCACACUUCAUCCACUCUCACCAUCCCAAGUGACUGAAUUGCAUCAAAUAUUAAGGGAAUUGAAAGAGAAGGGAAAGACAAGGCAAGAAUAUGAAAGUGUGCAAAAAGGGGAAGUUUUGGAUUCCAUUACUUCUAAGGGUGGGGCUUCAGGUUCUAAGGAUCAAAAGGGUCAAGGAGCCGUAGUUAUGUUGGAUAGGAGGAAAGAAUUGUUCAAGGAUGAAGAUACGGACACUCCUAUGCUCCGCCUAGAGUUUGAUGAUGUAUUCCCACAAGAAUUACCAAAAAGGUUUCCCCCAAUAUGGGGAAUUGAGAACCAAAUUGAUUUGGUGUGA
Messenger RNA from Capsicum annuum, 510 nucleotides. RefSeq lists its product as uncharacterized. Lineage: Eukaryota; Viridiplantae; Streptophyta; Magnoliopsida; Solanales; Solanaceae. The record is from RefSeq and is a predicted model, not a curated record. The transcript has 2 exons. The coding region runs from base 1 to 510 and encodes 169 amino acids.